Molecule: messenger RNA, 4641 nt
Organism: Etheostoma spectabile (orangethroat darter)
Lineage: Eukaryota; Metazoa; Chordata; Actinopteri; Perciformes; Percidae
Gene: trim67
Product: tripartite motif containing 67
Cellular component (GO): cytoplasm
Molecular function (GO): zinc ion binding; protein binding
Source: RefSeq, a predicted model, not a curated record
CCCCGGUCCAAAGAACCAGACAGGAUCGAUGGAGGAAGAGUUAAAAUGCCCCGUUUGCGGUUCUCUCUUCAAGGACCCCAUCCUGCUGCCGUGCUCCCACAAUGUCUGCCUGGCCUGCGCGCGGAACAUCAGCGUCCAGACCCCGGACGGAGAGACCCCGGUGCAGAGCCGAGCCUCGGGCAGCUCCGACUACGACUACCUGGACAUGGACAAGAUGAGUCUGUACAGCGAGACGGACAGCGGGUACGGAUCCUACACGCCGUGCCAGCUCAAGUCUCCAAACGGGGUGCGGGUGUUUCCACCGGCCAACCACCCCCGACACUGCUCGCUCACCUGCCCGCUGUGCCACCGGAGCGUCUCCCUGGAUGAGCGGGGGCUCCGGGGUUUCCCUCGGAACCGGCUGCUGGAGGCCAUCGUGUCGCGGUACCAGCAGAACCGCCGCGCAUCCGCCGCCGCGUCGUCCACCGCGGUGAAGUGCCAGCUGUGCGACCGCAACCCGGUGGACGCGGCGGUGAUGUGCGAGCAGUGCGACGUCUUCUACUGCAACGCGUGCCAGCAGCGGUGCCAUCCGUCCCGCGGUCCACUCGCCAAGCACCGCCUGGUGCCGCCGCCGCCGCCGCCGAACCCCGCGGCAGGAGUAGGUGCGGCGAGCGGUGGAGGAGGCGGCGGUCAGCUGCCGCCCGCCACCGCGCGGAAACCGGCCACCUGCGUGGAUCAUGAAGCGGAAAACUUCAACAUGUACUGCUACAGCUGCAAGACCCCGGUGUGUAUGAAGUGUUUGGAGGAGGGGAAACACGCCAAACACGAUGUCAAACCGCUGGCUGUUAUGUGGAAACAACACAAGUGCCAGAUCUCCCAGGCCCUGAACGCUGUCUCCGAAAAAGCUAAAGAUGCCAAGGAGUUCCUGGUUCAGCUCAAGAACAUGCUUCAGCAGAUCCAGGAGAACGGCGUGGAGUUUGAAGCCUGCCUCGUGGCCCAGUGUGACGCUCUGAUCGAGGCGCUCACCAGACAGAAAGCCAAACUGCUCACCAAAGUCACCAAGGAGAAGGAGUACAAGCUGAAGGUGGUGCGGGACCAGAUCACGCACUGCACCAUGAAGCUACGUCAGACCACCGGCAUGAUGGAGUACUGCCUGGAAGUCCUCAAAGAGAACGACCCCAGUGGAUUCCUCCAGAUCUCAGAUGCUCUGAUCAAGCGGGUGACCUCGUCUCAGGACCAGUGGGUGAAAGGCGCCCUGGAGCCAAAGGUCGGCCCCGAGUUUGACCUCACCCUCAACACCGACUCGCUGCUCCAGACCAUCCUGCAGCUGGACUUCUGCCAGGGCAAAGAUGUGCAGGAGAAUCCGUUAUUGAAACAAAUGCAGGCGGCAGCGAGCAGUGGUGAGGCUGAGACGGAGACAGAGAGCCCCGGAGUGGAGUCUGGACCUCGGCCGGCGGCCCCCCUGCAGCUGGAGAAGUGCUGCACCCGAAACAGCGCCACCCUGGCCUGGAAGGUGGCUGCACCCCACCACCCCAUCGAGGGGGACAUCCUGGAGCUGGACGACGGCAACGGAGGACAGUACAGGGAGGUGUAUGUGGGGAAGGAGACGGUGUGCACGGUGGACGGACUUCAUUUCAACAGCUCGUACAACGCCAGGGUGAAGGCCUACAACGCCGUCGGUGUGGGGCCCUACAGCAAGACCGUGGUGCUCAAGACCUCUGACGUGGCCUGGUUCACCUUUGACCCCACCACGGCGCACCGGGACAUCGUUCUGACCAAUGAAAACCAGACCGUGUCCUGCAGCAGCUACGACGACCGCGUGGUGCUGGGAACGGCCGCAUUCUCCAAGGGCAUCCACUACUGGGAGGUCCGAAUCGAUCGCUAUGACAACCACCCUGACCCUGCGUUCGGGGUGGCGAGGAUCAACACCAUAAAGGACAUGAUGUUGGGGAAAGAUGACAAGGCGUGGGCCAUGUACGUGGACAACAACCGGUCCUGGUUCAUGCACAACAACUCCCACACCAACAGGGCGGAGGGAGGCAUCACUAAGGGCUCCCCUGUGGGCAUCCUGCUGGUGACCAAACACACGCUGACGUUCUACUGCAAAAAGCAGCAGCACGGACCCACGGCCUUCGAGACGGAGGGGGUCUUUGUACCCGCCGUCAGCCUCAACAGAAACGUGCAGGCGACGCUACUGACCGGCCUGGUGGUGCCAAAGAACACCAACCAGUAGGAGCCCUUCCUUCCUCCGAGCGGCCCCUGGAUACACACCAUCGAUGUCAUUGGCCGUCCACGUGGACCUUUACCCGUCUCCCAUCCUCCCCGAGGUGCCCUGUGUUUCGAAUACACCUCGAUGUGAAUCCCUGCUCUGUAAUUUGCGACGAAGGAAUAAAUUCUGGCUGAUAAUUGUCUAUAAACACAAGGAUUGGCGCGUGUGGACGUCCCAACAGAGAUGCCUAAAGUUCCUGUGGAUUGCCACACUUGUUCAUAUCCCAGUUUUUUGGCCUGUGAACUUCAGGAUACUAACGUGAUUAAUGUUCCUGCUCCAGCGUGUACCAUCCGGAGAUUUUACCAAAAAAGGAAACUUACAGCCUGAAAGUUCAACUCGAGGCCGGAGACUGAACUAAUCGACCGUCUCACUCCGACAGAAUCGAUGGAGAUUCCCACACUGUGCAGCAAAUCAAUCAUCAACUGUCAUACUUGUCUCUAUUUGAGAUUUUCAGAUCGGAAAACAACAUCACAUUUGGUUUCCACAACAACAAGGUGAUCUCAGGAGGCGCGGGGAAAAACGAUUCAGCAGUGCUUGUCGUUGCUUUGCGUCUCUCUCAGGUGUCCUUACAGCUCACGAGGUAAGACUAAAUGAAGAAAGGGUUUUAUCAGAGCUGGAUUGGCACCGUGGGAUGUUUCACUCAUGAAUAUUUAAAAGCUACACUUCUCCCCCAGUUGUGCCUCCAACAGCCCUCCCUCCCCCCCUUCUCCCUCCUCCGUUUUCCCUUCUUCUCUACUGCCUGCAAAGUGAGGUAGAGAUCAUUCGGUGCAUUGGACUAAAGGUUCACACUCUGAUGUCAGGAUCGGGCCUGGUUCCAUUUCAUUUUGCGGUAAUAUGACGGAUAUGCAAAGCAUGGGAGGGCUUUAUUUUCUGAUUAAGUGUGUCAAUUCAUUAUGGUACAUUUCCUGGCAUGCAGUCAGUGGUGUGAUGACAUAACCAAACCCAUGACGCCAUGUUUUUAUGGCUGCACCAAUCAGACGUGCACGUGUGCCUCAUGUUAUUAGCAGUUCACAACAUUCAGCCUAAAGGCUGUUUUAUGCUUCUGUGGUGAAUCGACGUCGCCGGACCCUAACUACACGCUGCAGCGACCCACAUCUUUCACCCCCCCCCCCCCUCCCCCACGCCGACCCAUUUCCUGGUUCUCCUUCUCCAUAAACAACAUGAAAUCAAAGAGAGGGUUAACUUCUCCUGCUGCAGAUGUCCAACCGUGGUCAGAAGGAACAGGGUCACUAUGAUCAGCCCUUAGUGAUGCCUCCCUCCACAGAAGCAUAACAUGGCUUUUUAUAUUAUAGUAUUUGGUUAAUACAUAUACAUUUGCUGUUAAAUUAGGUUGCCAAAAAUACAAAACUGUGUGUAAACAGUUUGAUUGAAUUAAUAAAAGCGAGGAAACAAGGCUGAUUAACUGCCUGCAGGAGCAUUUCCUGCCCUGAUGUUUCCCUGCAGCCUCUCCCAGGCUCCGUCUCACCCCGUCUCACCCCGUCUCACCCCGUCUCACCCCGUCUCACCCCGUCUCACCCCGUCUCACGAGAAAAACGUUGUCACCUUGAGCGAUUAAAGUUUAGAAAAAGAGAUGGAACUGAUCCUAAGCCUUUUUUUGUUGUUGUUUCAUAAGACCCAACAGCUCCUGGAAUACAUCAAAAGUAGAUGAGCAAAGUGCAGUCGUCUCAUGGAAAUUUCAUUCUGUGCUCAUCUCUCAGUCUCUCUGUAGAAGCUCUGUCAGGCGCCUUCAGUGUGUCGUACUGAAGGAUCUCAAAAAGUCACAUCAGGUAAAGGUGCGUCUGCUGUUACAUGUCUCAUCAGGGAUCGGAUCCUGCAGCCAAAUCCAACCAAACCACUGUGACUACAACCACAAGAUGUUGUUUUAAAUGACAUCACCCAUGUAUAUUUCACCACUAAUGCAGCAGAGGAUGGAGAGGAUUGCUUUCAUCUUUAUUACAAUUGUAAUAAUCAAUUGUAAUAAAGAUUUCAAUAGAUCUAUUCCCUUCCUUCCGCUCUAUUCCCUAUGAUCUGUAAGAAAGAAGUUCUGAGACACGCCUGCCAUACAAGGAUUGGGUUUACGUGUGAACGGAAAUCCACAAACAAAUGUAAAUACUGAUAUGUGAGUUAUGAUUAUGACGUGUGGUAUUAAGCAUGGAUUAAGCGUCACAGAAGUUUACUAAAUAUCUGAAGCUGGUACUGUAAAUAGUGUCCUGUAUUACUGUGUUUGAGUGACGUUGAAGCCAACUGCUGCGACAGCUCGCCCUCUGCUGGCGGACGGAGGCAACAACAGGGACAUUGAUUCAUCCUGUUUCUCGGUCUCGGACUUGUCUCGGACUCGCUAGUAUUUGGACUCAGACUUGUCUCAGUCUCGGUCUCGGUCUCGGCCACUGGUCUCGCCAGAUAUGGCUUUUGGU